CGCGGUGUGAGGCGGCGGCGGGCCGAGCGCAGGGGGCGGCGGGCAGAGCGCGGAGCCGACGGCGGCCGCUGCCGGCACAGCCAGCAUGUCCUCCAUCCUGCCCUUCACUCCUCCCAUCGUCAAGCGGCUCCUGGGGUGGAAGAAAGGCGAGCAGAACGGGCAGGAGGAGAAAUGGUGCGAGAAGGCGGUGAAGAGCCUGGUGAAGAAGCUGAAGAAGACGGGGCAGCUGGACGAGCUGGAGAAGGCGAUCACCACGCAGAAUAUCAACACCAAGUGCAUCACCAUCCCCAGAUCCCUGGAUGGGCGGCUCCAGGUGUCCCACAGGAAGGGCCUCCCCCACGUCAUCUACUGCCGCCUGUGGCGCUGGCCGGACCUGCACAGCCACCACGAGCUGCGCGCCAUGGAGAUGUGCGAGUUCGCCUUCAACAUGAAGAAGGACGAAGUCUGUGUGAACCCCUACCACUACCAGAGAGUGGAGACCCCAGUGCUGCCUCCGGUGCUGGUGCCUCGGCACACGGAGAUUCCGGCCGAAUUCCCGCCCCUGGAUGACUACAGCCACUCAAUCCCAGAGAACACUAACUUCCCAGCAGGUAUCGAGCCCCAGAGCAACUACAUUCCAGAGACCCCUCCUCCAGGCUAUUUGAGUGAGGAUGGAGAAACCAGUGACCACCAGAUGAACCCCAGCAUGGAUGCAGGUUCUCCAAACUUAUCACCAAACCCCAUGUCUCCAGCACACAACAAUCUGGAUCUGCAGCCUGUGACCUACUGCGAGCCGGCCUUCUGGUGCUCCAUAUCCUACUACGAGCUCAACCAGAGGGUGGGAGAGACUUUCCACGCCUCCCAGCCCUCCAUGACCGUGGAUGGCUUCACUGACCCCUCCAAUUCCGAGCGCUUCUGCCUCGGUUUGCUGUCCAACGUCAACAGGAACGCGGCCGUGGAGCUCACGAGGCGACACAUCGGCCGCGGCGUGAGGCUGUACUACAUCGGCGGGGAGGUGUUCGCCGAGUGCCUCAGCGACAGCGCCAUCUUCGUGCAGUCCCCGAACUGCAACCAGCGCUACGGCUGGCACCCGGCCACCGUCUGCAAGAUCCCCCCGGGCUGUAACCUGAAGAUUUUUAACAACCAGGAGUUCGCUGCUCUGCUGGCGCAGUCGGUGAACCAGGGCUUCGAGGCCGUGUACCAGCUGACCCGCAUGUGCACCAUCCGCAUGAGCUUCGUCAAGGGCUGGGGCGCCGAGUACAGGAGGCAGACUGUGACCAGCACUCCCUGCUGGAUCGAGCUGCACCUCAACGGCCCCUUGCAGUGGCUGGACAAGGUCCUCACGCAGAUGGGCUCCCCCAGCAUCCGCUGCUCCAGCGUCUCCUAAGGAAACUCCUCCUGGGGGCCCGUGGGGGGAGCAGAGACUCUGGAAAACCCUUAGGGAAAGGCAUAGUAAACAACUCCCCAGUUAUUCAAGCGAUGAGAAAAAAUCUGCUUCAAAACAAAUAAGUGGGUUUUCUUUGUUUUGUUGUUGUUUUUAAAUACCCAUUUAAGCCACUUCCACUGAAACUGUCGGCACUUUGGUUGGGAUGCUCCGGGGCCGCUGCAGUUGGAAUUUGGAGCUGGAGUUUGUGAGGAUAAAGAGCUGGAUGUUGUUGCAGUGGAGAGCAGGCAGUGCCCGCCUGGCUCUGGGCUGUGUGAGCGCACAGGAGCCAUCUCAGCUCCCAGGAAACUUUCCCUUUCCCUCACACAAAUCCAGACUCGGGUCCUGCAGCAUCCCAGGAACACCAGAGCCUGUGGGACUCCGGGAUGGAAACACCAGACCCCAUAGGACUCUGGGGUGGCUCCUGCUCAUGCAUUCCUUUACCAUCCACCUGAUCCACACCUGGCACUGGAGCAGCACGGGGGGAAGGAGGCAUUUCAAACACCCAAAAGAACAAAUUCCCACAGGAAUGUUCCAAAAAGGAAGGAAUUUCCCACACUGGACUGCCAGCAAGGAGGCAGAGCUUUGCCUGGUGCCCGAGGGAUGAUGCCCUCUUGGAUCAGCCUGGAUUCACGUGGAGCAAAAAGCCCAGUCUGAGGCUCUUUCUGGUGUUGCUGCAGUGAUUUUUGACUGGAGCUGCUCCCAGAUGGACAGUUGUCCCGUGGGGAGCCCUGCCUGGAGCAGUUAAAGCUCUGUUCUCUGCAGUCUGUUUGCAUUAACUACAGCGAGUCUGGGUUGUGUUUUCCCAGUCUCUGCCUCUCCCAAAGCCCGAGGGGCUCCGUGGGCUCCGUGUCCAGGUGGAGCGGGGAUGGAAUGAGCAGGUCCUGGCUGCCAGUGUGGAGCACCCCUGGAGGGGGGAUCCUGUGCUGUCACAUGCAACAGCCAGGACAUCUCAGACACAACCACCCCUCUGUGUAAAACUUGUUCCAGCUGAUGAAAAUGCUCUAAGAUGUGUUUUUGCCUGGAGAAAAUGGGAGAGUGUGUAUUUACUUGUAUUAUAAAAUGUUCAUUUUAAACAUACAUGCUCCAGACUGUUUAAUAUUUUUUUUCCCUGCAGCAACUGUCGUGGCAAACAACUUCCACAACUGGAAAAAAACCCUUAGCACUUGUUUUUAUGGUUCACAUUUGCCAAAUAAGUCUCAUAACUUUGUCAGUGCUGUCCAAUUAUCUGUUUCUUUAUAUCUGCAGUGAAUAUCUUAUGCAUUUGUGCCAAAAUAUUAGAGGGGGAGGGGAGAAAGUGAUAAUCAGUUUCCUAUGGAAAUCUUUUUUUCUUGUUUUUUAAUCUAUGAAAGACAAACAAGCUGGAUGUGGCUGUGGGAAGGACUGACUGGGAUGGACUUGAGGAUGGUUUUGAUAAAGCUUUAAUCCUGCAAACUUCUGUGCUCCCAGAUGUGCAUGGGGGCAGCUGUGGGAGUGCCCUGAUCCAUUGGGGGAACUGAUUGGAUCAAACACCCACCAGGAAUUCCCAUGCACCUGCUUUUCCAGCUGCUUGUUCUUCUGAGACCUCUGCCAGCCUCUCCUGGUUUGCCAAACCCACCACUUCUGGAGCUGAGAGGAUGAGAUGCCACCGGAACAGAUCCCAGAGGCUACUGCUUCUGCUUGAAAUGCAGAUGAAGGGAUGGAUUAGGGAUUUUCCUUCCAGAAACAAGAAAUUACCUUUUUUAAACAUCUGAAAUGUAAAUUCUGAGGAAGACUCUCAGUGGUGGACAUGCUCCUGAUGACACAGGCACUUUGGAAUAUCCUGUGACUGAAUGUGGACUGGAGCUGUUCCUGUGCAGCACAGCAGUAGCAGCAGUGGAGGCUUUUAGGAUGUUUAAGUUGUUAAAUUUUACAGUGUAUCUGAUCUGAGUUACAGCUCUGACUGCACAGACUGGGGCAAGGAAGGAGCCAUAUAAAAUACGAUUUUUUAGGGCCAUUUACAAAGCAGAUCUGUUGUCACCAUGGAUUGGUUCAGCACUGGUUCAGAUAUAGGUUUCUAACAUAGCUGCAAAGAAAAAUUUAUCCUGAAUUUUGUAGAAAUAUUUGACUUUUGGCUGUUUUAAUGAGAGGGAAAAAAUCUGCUCUCUAAAAUGGCCCCAGGUUUCCUCCAUAAGUGUCUUACUUGCUUAUUUUGGUGACAAAUGUUGUUGUCCUCAUAAUCACAGAGGAAUUUGGACUCUGGUGCCUCGUGUAUUAACAAUAAAAAUGACAUCUGAAAUCCCAGAGCCAGGGAUUAUAGGUGAUGGUGUGAGCAGGAGCCCAGCCUGAUCCAGAGGCCACAAGUGGGAACAAAUCCCAGCUUUGAUAUGAAGUUUGCACACAGAGUCACCUCCUCACCAGCCUGGAUUUCCGCUGGGAACCAGAGCUACAGCUCCUUGCUAAAGGAUAGUUAAUUGCUGACCAUUAUUAAUGGAGGCCUUUUGAAACCCAGCAUUCAGAUGAUGCAUAAAAACUUUGGUUAAUCUCCCCUCAUCAUCCCUUAAGUAAAAUGACUUCCAGUGGAAAAUGUGAGCUGGCCGAGCAGUGCAGUGAGAUAAAGGGGAGAUUAUCUCCACUCCAGUAUUAAUUUCCUCUCUCCCCUUUGUUUGCUGCUCACUAAUUCAUAAAAGCUCUGUUGGUUCUGGAGUCACCUUGGAAAGCCCAGCAGAGUCCUGUGCCCUGGACAAGGGAAGGGAUGGGCCUGGGGCUGAGGUGAGCCCAGGGACGUUCUGCCCACGCUGCCUUGGAUGGUCAUGGAUGCAGAGAUGGAAGGAAGUUCCCAUUCCUGUGGCCACUAAGGACAGGGAUUGGGCUGGGAUUGCUGGGGGCAGCAGGGCCCUGAAGGCACAGGAGGCCCUGAUUUUUCCUACAACUUGACUAAAGCAGCUUUGGUGUGGAGCUCAAAGGGAUGGGAGCAGCCAUGCCCUGGCUCAGAUGGCAGCUCCAGGCUGGAAUAUCCUCUCAUUUCAUGGCAGGCUUGGCUUGUUUCACCAGGAUUUCACCCAUUUUUGCUCCUACAGAGUCAGUAGCAGGACCUUUGACUCUUCCAUGGGUGUAGCUGCACACAGGCUGCUGGCAGAGGACACCGACGGCCCUGUGCUUUUCCACGGCUGUGGUGAUCUGUUUAUUAGUAAUGUAUUGAAUUGCAGGUUGUAUUUUGUGUUAAGCUUGUCUUAGAAGUAAUCCAGCGCUGCCCAUUUGAUUUAAUCUCCAGCAAUCAGUGUGCAUAUGCACAAAGAUGGAGAAAUCCCAUCAUAAGGCAUUUCCCAGGAGCUCUGGCUGCCCCUGAGUGCCAGGAAAAGGCUGAGAGGACCCCUGAGUUACUCUCAGUUUCCUCCCCCUUGGAUCAGCAUAGUUGAGCCCUGCAGGACUCCUCUGCAGGGUGAAGGGUAUUCAGGACUCAUCUCAAGCACCAAGUGGUGACACCUGUGCCUUGAGCUGCUUCCUAACUGGAAAAGCAGGAAGAACCCAGCUCAGUGAAGGACUUCAGCCGUAUCAUAAAGCAUCCAGGAGCUUUCCUGGUUCUCUGAGGUACUGGACAGGCAGGAGGAGGGAAUUUCAUGGAUAUGCUAAGCUAGGAUGAGAACCAGGCCCUCUCUAGUGGUGGCCCAAGCGAUGUGGUUGAGAAGUUCAAUGUUUUUUACUAUGUACAUGCUUUUGUAUUUAUGUGUCUUUCUCGAAGUCAGAUGAAUCCAGUAUUUAAUUUUUAGCAGAAGGGGUAAUCAAGGACUCAGAGCAUUAAAUCUUCCAUCUGCUCUUUGCUGAUGAUUGCUGGAAAUGAGGAGUUUGUGAUGUGAGAACAGAGCUGAGCACGAAGUCCCCCGAGCCCUUGGGAGCCGUGGUGCUGCUGCUGCACCAAGUCAGGGUCUCAGACGGGCCCUUUGUGCUCCUCGGGGCUUGAUGAGGCUUUAAAAACCAAAAACUGUUCCUCCAGAACUGGCUGGGUCAUCUUUGCCCCCUCCAGGCCUGUUUGGUUCCUCUUGUGCUCCCUCCACACCUGGUGGGUUCAUCUCGUGCUCGCUGCAGCCCAUGGGCCCCAGGGCAGCCCCGCGGUGUCCGUGCUGGGCACCCCCAGCUCUGUCCCUGGAUGAUCCAUAGGAGCCUGUUUGUGUUUAGAGUUUAGAGUUCCUCCCCAGCUGUCCAUCCCUGCCCAGCUGUGCCACCUCUGGCUUUCCCCGGCAGCAUUACUGCGUUUGUUACUGUCCCAUGUAUGCCCUCCCCUUCCCAUGUGAAACUGUAAGGUCUGUUUUUGACAUUUUAAUAAACUUUGAUUUGAAAACUGA
Corvus hawaiiensis (hawaiian crow) is the source of this 5703-nucleotide messenger RNA. RefSeq names its product SMAD family member 3 (gene SMAD3). Bases 86 to 1366 code for a protein of 426 amino acids. Gene Ontology annotation, molecular function: DNA-binding transcription factor activity, RNA polymerase II-specific; RNA polymerase II cis-regulatory region sequence-specific DNA binding; I-SMAD binding. Gene Ontology annotation, cellular component: heteromeric SMAD protein complex. The transcript has 9 exons. NCBI's taxonomy places the organism in Eukaryota, Metazoa, Chordata, Aves, Passeriformes, Corvidae. Gene Ontology annotation, biological process: transforming growth factor beta receptor signaling pathway; SMAD protein signal transduction; anatomical structure morphogenesis. The record is from RefSeq and is a predicted model, not a curated record.